Acyrthosiphon pisum (pea aphid) is the source of this 1417-nucleotide messenger RNA. RefSeq names its product yeti (gene Yeti). Gene Ontology annotation, cellular component: Swr1 complex. The transcript has 6 exons. Lineage: Eukaryota; Metazoa; Arthropoda; Insecta; Hemiptera; Aphididae. The record is from RefSeq and is a predicted model, not a curated record. The coding region runs from base 236 to 1030 and encodes 264 amino acids.
CGUGGUUCCGACACAGUUCCGACUUUCGAGUUCGGCACCUCUAAGCUCUAUUUGCUCUAACACUCGGCAGUGAGCUAGGCACUGACACGGGCUUGGCAAUCUUGCGUUCACACUAUGAAAAUUGAGAACCUAAAUCAACCCAUUCAGUAUUUAUUUUAAUAUUCUAAUAUUUUGUUAUUUAAUAACAUUGAAUUGAACUGCUUAACCUGAUAGACGACAACAUUGGAAUUACAUAAUGGAUUCUCAAGAUUAUUCCGACAGCAGCGAUGAAAAUGAUUCGGACUAUAAACCACCAGGUGAAGAUGAAAAAUUAUCAGAAGUUGAUUCCGAUGAUCCAAUUGAAGAUGAUGAGGAUAGCGUCAGUACAUCUGCUAAAAAAUCAAAGAGAACUAAUAAGAAACCAACUAAGACUGGAAAAAGAAGCUCACUAAAGAAAUCUAAAAAAAUAGUAAUUGAUGAUGAAGCUAUUGAAAAAACAAAAGAAGAGGUAAAUACUCUUCUUAAUUCCUCUGAAGAUGAUAAAAAGCGUUUGGAUGCUUUGUGGGAAGAAUUUCAACGACCUAUAACAAAAAAGUCUUCCAAUACACCUAUUACCAGUGAAAAUAAAUCUAAAUCAAAAGAAUCCAUAAACGUUUCUGAUAAACCAGAAACAACCAAAAAAAGGAACUUUGAAGCAUUAUUUGACAUUUCUGAGUCAUCUAAAAAAGUGGAGAAUAAUUAUGACAAUACAAGUUCACCUAAGUCUCCAGAAACUAAAAGUGAGGUAGCCUCUAUUGCUACAAGACCAUCAGGCGGUUUAGCAACUAUAUUGAGUCAAAUAGGAAAAAAAAGUAAACUGACGGUUUUAGAAAAAUCCAAACUAGAUUGGGAUGGUUACAAAAAAAAGGAAGGAAUUGUUGAAGAAUUAGUCACACACAAUAAAGGAAAAGAUGGGUACUUAGAAAAGCAAGACUUUUUGGAACGGACAGAUUUACGACAAUUUGAAUUGGAAAAAGCAAUGAGAGCUGCCAAUAGAUCGCACAGAAGUUAAAUAUCAUUUAUUGUAUAUUAUAUCAAUAAUCCUUAGUAUUUAUAUAAUUGGUUUUAAACAUUUAAAUCGUAUUAAAUUUAAAUUAAUAUACUUUCCUUUUUUUUUUUAAAGUAAAUUAAUAAUAGUUAAUUUUACAUGAUACCAGGUAGUUAAAAAUGCAAUGUCUGUAUUUAUAAAUUAGUUUAUUAUAUACAAACAAUUAAUUUGAAGAAAAAAAAUAUUGUAGAAUAUUUUAAGACAAUUAUUGAUACAUAAUAAACCGCUAGACUUAAUACAUUUAUACUUUUUAUGUGUAAUUAAGACAUAUUCAUAUUAAUUAUUUUUAAUAAACAAUAUAUAUUUAAGUAUCUACAUUUAAAAUAUAAACAAAAUAUUUUUUAAUCGAAA